Messenger RNA from Vitis vinifera (wine grape), 2642 nucleotides. RefSeq lists its product as uncharacterized. The record is from RefSeq and is a predicted model, not a curated record. The transcript is spliced from 15 exons. Gene Ontology annotation, cellular component: mitochondrion; cytoplasm; chloroplast. Lineage: Eukaryota; Viridiplantae; Streptophyta; Magnoliopsida; Vitales; Vitaceae. Gene Ontology annotation, molecular function: ATP binding; ATP hydrolysis activity. The coding region runs from base 733 to 2247 and encodes 504 amino acids.
CACAUCAUUUAAAACAGCAACAAAUCACUAUUCAGUCAACCCCUCAAACACAGGGUAACGCAAAACAGUCACAGGCCCUUUCCGAACUGUCGACGUGAAUGAUGUAACCGACCGCAGCUGCACCGGAACAAAACCCAGAGGGUAACGUGUAGUGUGGGUCCACAGAAAAGGAUUAUGAUGCCGUGGCGAUGGGUUCUGAUAAACGUGGGCCCACAUCCCAAAAUUUCUCCAUUCCAACAAAAAUUGAAGGAGUGCUCGCGUUUUGCGCCCUCAUUUUCAAUUUCCUUUUCCUUAAUUUUCAUGUUUUCCAAGGCCAUGCUUGGUUGCUUCCAAGGCAAAUACAGAACUCGUGAAACUAACAGAAACAAACCUUGGGAAUAGCCUAAAUCUGGAGCCUUAGAUAAAAUAUAGUAAUAAUAAUAACAUAGGCAGCUCAGAGUUGUAAGUCCAAAACAGCGCAGAAAAAACGUGUAAAAGGCAGAGGCUCGUAACAUGAGACGCCUCGCCUUUUCUCUUCCGGCGACUCCUCCUGAAACUUAGGGUUCCGUACUAUCGGCAGAUACAACAGAAAGUCCUUUUUCUUUUUUCCAUUUUUGGAAAAAAGUUUUAUAGUGAAUUUCGUUCGAAGCUGACGAUUACUCAUUGAUCAAACAUCAGAUUUUCUUUGGGAAUCAAUCCGGUGAAGCAGGGUGGUUUUCUGCAAAUUCUCAUCUGGUUGGUCUAUGAUUAAAGAUGAGAACAUUUGUUCUGUAUGUCCGUCAAUUUAGAUCAGCUUUUCAACAUCGACGAUACAGCUUCCUGAGUGACUUGUCAAGGAGGCAAAAGGUUUCCGUAAAUUGGCAGACGAGUGGUGCUUCCAAGCCCCUUCACAAUGCUGGAAUUGCUAGAUAUUUACUCCCCGUGUCUAUGGUUACAAGAAAUCUGGUCACUGAUUCUGCAAAAGUUGCUAAUGAAGUAAAAGAGGUAAGCAGAGCAGGGCCACUUGUGGAGUAUGACCGAAGAAUUGCUGAGGGUGAACUUGUGGAUGGUGAUAACUGUCAGGUAGGCACCUUAAGAGAACUUCAGAGACUCUAUGAUGACCUUGUAAUGUCAGCCGAUGCCUGCAGUUUGGAUCGCUAUACAGCUUCUGAGAAAGCUGGGAGGAGUCGGUGGUUGUGGUCCCGCUUCAUACCACAAUCUUCAUAUUCACCUGUGAAAGGACUCUAUCUUUAUGGAGGAGUUGGCACAGGGAAAACUAUGUUGAUGGACUUGUUCUUCAACCAACUGCCAGACAGCUGGAGGAAAAGAAGGAUUCAUUUUCAUGACUUCAUGCUGGUUGUUCAUAGCCGCUUGCAAAGGCACAAGGGUGUAGCAGAUCCACUUGAAGUUGUUGCAGGAGAGAUAUCCGAUGAAGCAAUUUUGUUAUGUCUUGAUGAAUUCAUGGUGACUGAUGUUGCUGAUGCAUUGAUACUGAACCGUCUUUUCGGACAUUUAUUCAGCAAUGGCUGUAUUCUUGUUUCAACAUCAAAUCGAGCCCCGGAUAAAUUGUAUGAAGGUGGAUUGCAGAGGGAUCUUUUUCUCCCCUUCAUUUCCACUUUAAAGGAAAGAUGUAUAAUUCAUGAAAUUGGUUCGUCAAUAGAUUAUCGGAAAAUGACUUCGGCUGAGCAAGGUUUCUUCUUCAUUGAGAAAGAUGCAUCAGGCCUUGUUAAGCAAAAGUUUCAACAUUUGAUUGGAGAACAUACUGCUGUCCCACAAGAGGUGGAAGUUGUCAUGGGACGGAAAUUGCAGAUUUCUUUGGGUGCUAAUGGAUGUGCAUAUUUUCCUUUUGAGGAUCUCUGUGACAAACCCCUUGGAGCUGCAGAUUACUUUGGCCUGUUCAAAAAAUUUCAUACCCUAGCACUGGAAGGUGUGCCAAUUUUUGGGCUUCACAAUAGAACAGCAGCAUAUCGAUUUGUCACUUUAGUUGAUGUGAUGUACGAGAACAAGGCCAGACUGUUAUGCACAGCUGAGGGAAGUCCUCUUCAACUUUUUGAAAGGAUUGUGACAAUUGCUGAUGCCCAAAAUAUGGCUCCUAGAACCUCAUCAAGAUCAAGGAAAAAUGAUGAUUUUGACCUUUGUGUGGACAAUGAACUGGGAUUUGCAAAAGACCGCACUAUUAGUAGAUUAACCGAGAUGAAUAGCAAAGAGUACUUAGAGCAACAUGCUGCCAUGUUAGCAGAGAAGCAGCUCUCUCAGGAUGAUGGAGAUGAGAAAGCCUUACAAGCAUGAGACACUGAAAAGAGGUCCAACAUCUCAUUAAGCCUUGUUGCCCUUAAGUUGUAUGACCACAUCUCUGAGACUCAGCUGACCUGGUAAUUAUUUUGGUGCCAAACCAGAUACAGAUGAUAAACAUUAGAGCCAAUACUUGUUAGUUGAAUAAAUUAUAUCCUCUCAUUGUAAAGUAAUAUGCUAAUUGAGCAAUUAUAAUAAUAGAUUUAUGUCUGUAGAGUGACACAGAUUGAUUCAUCUUCAUCAAAUAAUGCUGCUUAAGUUAAGUAUAGGUGGAUCAUUGCAUAGCAGAAUCUGUUGUGGAAUCUGGUUAUUGCUUUUCUGAAGCAGUUUUGAUAUGUAAACUGAAUAAGAGAUGCUUGGAAUUGAAAUUGACAGUUGCUCAAUUGAAAUGA